Miscanthus lutarioriparius is the source of this 1491-nucleotide messenger RNA. Lineage: Eukaryota; Viridiplantae; Streptophyta; Magnoliopsida; Poales; Poaceae. The record is from the annotation of a GenBank genome assembly.
AUGGCAGCCGGCGACAAGCCGCACGCGGUGUGCGUCCCGUUCCCGGCGCAGGGCCACGUGACGCCGAUGAUGAAGCUGGCCAAGGUCCUCUACUGCAAGGGCUUCCACGUCACCUUCGUCAACACCGAGUACAACCACCGCCGCCUCAUCCGGUCCUGGGGCCCCCAGGCCGUCGCGGACCUGCCGUGCUUCCGCUUCGCCACCAUCCCCGACGGCCUGCCGCACUCGGACGCCGACGCCACGCAGGACCCGGCCGCGAUCUGUGACUCCACCAUGAAGACCUGCCUCCCGCACCUCAAGAGCCUGCUCGACCGCCUCAACGACGACGGCGAUGGCGGGGUGCCGCCGGUGACGUGCGUCGUGGCGGACAACAUCAUGAGCUUCGGCGUGGACGCUGCCAAGGAGAUCGGCGUGCCGUGCCUGCUCUUCUGGACGGCCAGCGCCUGCGGCUAUGGGCUACCGCCACUUCCAGUUCCUCAUGGACGAAGGCCUCGCGCCUCUCAAAGCAUGCAUGCUGCAGACGAAGCGCAGCUGACGAACGGGUACCUGGACACGCCGGUGGGGUGGGCGCGCGGGAUGAGCAAGCACAUGCGGCUCAGGGACUUCCCGAGCUUCAUCUACACGAUGCAGCGCGGCGACAUCCUGCUCGACUUCGUGAUGCACGAGGUGUCGCGCACGAACGCCGCCACCGCCGUCAUCCUCAACACCUUCGACGAGCUCGAGCCGACGGCGCUCGACGCCAUGCGCGCCAUCCUGCCGCCCGUCUACACCAUCGGCCCGCUCAGUCUCCUCCUCGAGCGGCUGGCCGCCGCCGUCCCUGACCCUGGCGUCGUCGUCGACGCAGCAGCGCUCGGCACGGUCCGCGCCAGCCUCUGGAAGGAAGACCACACGUGCCUGCGGUGGCUGGACGGCAGGGCGGCCCGGUCGGUGGUGUACGUGAACUACGGGUGCGUCACCACCAUGUCGAACCAGGACCUGGUGGAGUUCGCGUGGGGGCUGGCGAGCAGCGGCUACGACUUCCUGUGGAUCAUCCGGCCCGACCUGGUGAAGGGCGAGACCGCCGUGCUGCCACCCGAGUUCGUGGAGUCCACCAAGGGCAGGUGCCUCCUGGCGAGCUGGUGCGAGCAGGAGGCGGUGCUGCGGCACCCGGCGGUGGGGGUGUUCCUGACGCACAGCGGGUGGAACUCCAUGACGGAGAGCCUCAGCGCGGGCGUGCCCAUGAUGUGCUGGCCCUUCUUCGCGGAGCAGCAGACCAACCGUCGGUACGCGUGCACCGAGUGGGGUGUGGGGGUGGAGGUCGACGGCGACGUGCGGCGGGAGGCUCUGGAGGCAACGAUACGAGAGGCAAUGGCCGGCGACAAGGGGAGGGAGAUGAAGCGGAGGGCGGACGAGUGGAAGGAGGCCGCCGUUCGGGCGACGCUGCCUGGCGGCAGGGCGUUGAUCAACCUGGACGACCUAAUCAAGAAUCACGUCCUGCUACCCAAGUGCUGA